Messenger RNA from Dictyostelium purpureum, 3350 nucleotides. RefSeq lists its product as uncharacterized. The record is from RefSeq and is a predicted model, not a curated record. Gene Ontology annotation, molecular function: carbohydrate binding; alpha-mannosidase activity. Gene Ontology annotation, cellular component: lysosome. Gene Ontology annotation, biological process: mannose metabolic process. Bases 1 to 3324 code for a protein of 1107 amino acids. Lineage: Eukaryota; Evosea; Eumycetozoa; Dictyosteliales; Dictyosteliaceae. The transcript is spliced from 4 exons.
AUGAAAAUAAAAAAUUUUAUAAUAUUUGGUAAAAAUAAAAAAUUAUUAAAAGAAAUAAGCAAAAUUCAAGAUUUUGACGGCUCUAAUGAUGAUGGGUAUACCAUUUAUGUAUUACCUCACUCACAUUGUGACCAUGGUUGGUUAAGUUCGUUAGAUGAAUAUUACCAUGGCACAGUAAAAUAUAUUAUAUCAAGUUUUAUUAAUGAAUUAAAGAAUGACGAGAAAAAAACAUUUAAUUGGGCAGAGGUUGGUUUUUUUAGAAGAUGGUAUGAAUCAUCAUCAGAUAGCACAAAAGAACUUGUAAAGAAACUAAUAAACAAUGGGCAAUUAGAUUUUGUUACUGGUGGUUAUGUUCAAAACGAUGAAGCUUCCGCAGAUUUAGAUGACAUUAUCGAGCAAAUGACCCAGGGCCAUUUAUGGUUAAAAGAACAUUUGAACUAUACAGUCGAAUAUGCAUGGCAAAUAGAUCCAUUUGGCUACAGCUCAAUCACACCAACACUAUUUUCAAAGAUGGGUUUAAAAGGUUUAAUUAUCAAUAGAAUUGCAUAUGAUGUAAAGGACUAUAUGAAAGAGAAUUUAGAAAUGGAAUUUUUAUGGAAAGGUUCUGAAACGUUAAACAAAGACUCGGAAAUGUUGGUAUCAGCUUUAGAUAGACACUAUGACUAUUUUCCAAAGGUUUUAGAUCCCAGAAACAACUAUACCGUGGAAGAAAGAGCCAAUAGUUUUAUUGAAUAUUUUUCAAAAGUUGUAAAAACUAGAAAUACAAAGACUGUACUUUAUAUUAGUGGUGAUGACUUUAGAUACUUUAACGCGCCAAAAGAAUUCAGAUACUCUAGGGGAUGGAUGGACUAUAUUAGAGAAAGAAAAGAAGAAUAUGGUAUAAAGGAAAUUAGAUACGGAACUGUUUCGGAUUAUUUUAAACAAUUAAAAUCAGAGAUAUUAAAUGAAAAAUUACAAUUAACAGAAAUUGAUAAAGACUUCUUCCCAUAUGCAACAGACUAUGAUGAAUAUUGGACUGGAUAUUUUACCACAAGACCAACAAUGAAAAAGCAAAUUAGAGAAUUUAGCAAACUUUUAAGAUUUACUGAAUCAAUUUAUAGUUUAUUAAUGCUUGAUAACAAAUAUAAUCAAAACGAUCAAAUUUCAAAUGAUAUAACGGGUGCAAGGGAUUUACUUUCAUUAGCUCAACACCACGAUAUUGUAACAGGUACUUCAAGAUCAUAUGUUUUAUAUGACUAUUAUUUAAAACUAAAAAACUCAAGAUUAUUAAAUUUUAAAAUAAUUUCAAAUUUAUACAACUUAUUUUUAAAUAAUAAUAAUAAUGAUGGUAAUAAUAACAAUGACAAUAAUAAUCAAGAUAAUGAAAACUAUUACUUAUAUAAUAAUUUUAUCGAUAUUGACAGCUUAUCAAAUAAUCAAUUUUAUUCAAUCAAACUUUUUAACUCUUUAGGUUGGGAAAUUAACCAACACUAUUCAUUUAGAAUUAAAUCAAACAGUAAAGUAAAUAUCGAAAGAUUAAAACUAUUCGAUUCAGAUUUAAAUGAAAUUCAAAAUAUUCAAAUCAAUUCGAUUCAAUAUGAUAAUCAAUGCUUUAAUGAAAUGGAUCAAUAUAUUUUAUUUUCAAUCAUUAGUGUACCACCACUUGGUUUUUCAACAUAUUAUAUAACUGUUGAUUCAAACAAAUCAAAUUUAAAUCAAAUUUAUUAUGGCACAAAUUAUCAUAGACUAAAAGGAGACAUUAGAUUUUCAACUAAAGAAUAUGAAUAUGAAUUUUCAAAAAGAGAUGGUUUAUUAAAAUCUGUCAAAGAUUUGCAAACAAAAAAGAAGGAUUGGAUUACUCAAGAUUUCCAACAAUAUAAAGCAAAGAAAAGUGGUCCAUAUAUUUUUGAAGCUGGUAAACUUGAAGAUACUUUAAAUUAUCCAGACUAUUAUUUAUUAUUUGAUGGCCCAUUAGUAUCACAACUAUCAAUGAUUUACAAUUCAGAUAACUGCUCGGCUUUAUCAAUUGUAAACCAAAGAAUUUAUAAGAAUAAAGACAGUGCAACACCAUUAUUCACUGAACAGUACUUGGAAACCAGUUAUUCAUUUAUUGGUGAAAUGAAUAGAGAAAGAGUUAUUCACUAUACUAUCGACUCAAUAAAAGAUAAUAAAGCAAUAUAUACCGACAAUGGUUUGGAACCAAGAAAAAGAACUCAUAAUAGAUUUGGCUCAACAACUUCAAACUAUUACCCAACCCUCCACUAUGUAUAUUUGAAAAAUAAUGAUGCUAAUAAGCAAUUUACAGUCUAUGUUGAUCGUUCAGUUGGUAUAACAUUACGUCCAGAAAAUAAAAUCGAAAUUAUGCUACACAGAACAAUUGAAAGAGAUGAUUGGAAAGGCGUUAGAUGGCCUACUAUCGACACAUCCAGAAUUGACGGCAAGCUAUACUUUAAUUUAGAUUCAAUCGAAAAUCAAAAAGAAAAUGAAAAACAAUUAUCUUUAAAAAUAGAUCACCAACCAAUAUAUUUAAUUAAAAAGAUUUCAAAUAUAAAGCAAUAUCAAAAGGAAUAUAAACAAUCAUACUCUGGUCUAAUCAAGUCACUACCAAAUCAUAUUCAUUUAUUAUCAUUGAAAACCUUUUCAAAUAAUAACAUGGGUUUAAGAUUAUUAAAUUUAGGCAAUGAUAAUUUCGAAACCAAAAACAAACUAUCAUUAAACAACUAUUUCAAAAACUUUAACAACCUAAAAGAAACAGGUUUAACAUUUUUAGAUAUAGUUAAAAGUGAUAUAAGUGACGAUAAAAUUAAAGAAAACUAUAAAAUUGAUAAGAAAUUUAAAAUAAAAUCAGGUCAAUCAGAAUAUAAUUAUAAUAAAUAUCAACAAUAUAAUCAAAACAAUAAUGACGAUGACAAUAAUAUAACAAUCAAUCCAUUGGAAAUUAAAUCAUAUUUAAUGAAAAUUCAUGAAAAGCAAAAUAAUAAUCUUCAAAAAAUUCAAGUUAAUAAUUCAAUCUACAACAAUUUAAUUUAUAAUAAUGAAUAUGUUCAUCAAAAUAACAGUGAAAUAUAUAAAGAUGUAUUAAAUAGUAUAUAUAUGUACGAUUUUUCAGUGUAUCCAUUAGAACUUUCACACUAUAAUGACCGUGGAAGAUUUAAACCAAGCGACAAAUUAAAAAAAAUACUUUUAGCAAGUAUUAUACCGGGUGUAUCUGCUUUGGUUCUCAUCACUAUAAUAAUUAUUGUUGUUAUCAGAAAGAAAAAGAAUAAGAAAAAGGGUGGUUCAAUUUUAGAAAAAGAAAAAUUUAUAAAAUUAAAAGAUAUGGACGAAGAAGAGCAUAAUGAAUAAAUUUAAAUAAAAUUAAAUUAUUAUUU